AACCGACCACCCCCCUCCACAGCCGCGCGCAGGCCGCACCGCCCCGGUCCCGCACGGCAUGCUACGCACACCCUCCCGCACCACCACCAGCAGCAGCAGCACGCACGACACACAAUCGUCGCACGCGCCCCCAGGCCCCGGGUUCGCUCGCGCUCGGCUUCCGCUCUACACCCCCCUGACGGUGGUGGCCGGUUAAGCCCGGGCGGUGGUGGAUGGACGUGCGCCGUCUCGGAGGCCGCAUCGCGGCGGCGCUGAGGGCGCUCGCCGCGGGGGGCUCGCUGAUGCCCAUCCCGUCGUGGGUCGCCAACGGCCUGGCGAUGAUCUCGCUCGUGCUCUCCUCCUGCGACCUUCUCCGCCUCUGCAGCGACAGGGACCGCCGUCUCCUGUUCCCGCUCCGCUGCCGCGAGUUCGUCACCGUGUUCUGCCAGCUGGCCUCCAUCCUGUACCUCUUCGGCCUUUGCGGCACUGGCAUCGCAUCUGCGAACUCCGAGACCCACGCCUGCCGCGACCAGGGCGGCUCCCCCGACCAAACGCGCGCCGCCGCCGACGCGCCGGAGGCAUUGCAUGACGGGGUGGAGGACGGGGACGAGGAGAUCGUCGCCGCUGUGGUCUCCGGGGCGCUGCCGUCACACCACCUCGAGUCGCGCCUCGGAGACUGCCACCGCGCGGCCAGGCUGCGGCGGGAGGCGCUGCGGCGGAUGACGGGGCGGGGCGUCGAGGGGCUCCCACUCGACGGGAUGGACUACCAGGCCAUCCUGGGGCAAUGCUGCGAGAUGCCCGUCGGGUACGUGCAGAUACCGGUCGGGGUCGCCGGCCCGCUGCUCCUGGAUGGGGAACAGUACCAUAUUCCCAUGGCUACCACCGAGGGAUGUCUCGUGGCCAGCGUCAACCGCGGCUGCAGAGCCAUCGCUGCGUCCGGAGGCGCCGUCAGCUCGCUGUUCCGGGAUGCAAUGUCUCGUGCGCCUGUCGUCAAGUUGCCAUCGAUCAAGAGGGCAGCGGAGCUCAAGGAGUUUGCCGAGGCACUUACCAAUUUUGAGACUCUAGCUGCUGUCUUCAAUAGGUCCAGCAGAUUUGGGAAGCUUCAGGGUAUUAAUUGUGCAUUAGCAGGUAGGAACGUUUACAUAAGGUUCACUUGUAGUACUGGAGAUGCUAUGGGAAUGAAUAUGGUGUCAAAAGGUGUUGAGAAUGUCUUGGGCUACCUGCAGACUGAUUUCCCCGACAUGGAUAUCAUCAGCCUAUCUGGUAACUAUUGUUCAGACAAGAAGCCUGCAGCCGUAAACUGGAUAGAAGGUUGUGGGAAAUCUGUUGCUUGUGAGGCCACAGUCAAAGGGGGAGUUGUGCAGAGUGUUCUUAAGACCACUGUGCAAAAACUUGUCGAGCUUAACAUUGUAAAAAAUCUCGUUGGAUCAGCUGUAGCCGGAGCUCUUGGAGGUUUCAAUGCCCAUGCAAGCAAUAUCGUAACUGCCCUGUUCAUUGCUACGGGGCAGGAUCCUGCCCAAAAUGUUGAAAGCUCACAGUGCCUCACCAUGAUGGAGGCAGUGAAUGAUGGAUGCGAUCUUCACAUCUCUGUGACCAUGCCUUCCAUUGAGGUAGGCACUAUUGGGGGUGGCACUUGUCUUACUUCACAAGCCGCAUGUCUGAACCUGCUUGGUGUCAAGGGUCCGAAUCUUGAUUCACCUGGGGAAAAUGCUAAGCUUCUGGCUACCAUCGUCGCUGGCAGUGUGCUCGCUGGCGAGCUGUCUCUCAUGGCAGCCCUUGCUUCUGGCCAACUUGUGAAGAGCCACAUGAAGUACAACCGAUCAAGCAAAGAUGUGCAAGGUGCUGCUUCCUGAGUAUACACAGCAGCUCGUCGGGUACUCCAAGGCUCCAAGUGACAUGUUUAGACAGCAAUGGCCCAAGUGAGAUCGUCGCGGAACAAAUGGGAUAAACAGAGCGAUUGUACAGAGUGAUAAGGGAGCAGGUCGAAACAGCAAGCGCAACCUGUUUGACUGUUAGCGACGUACAGCACCUAGCAGAUUAUGCAGCUUCUGACUGUAACUUUUGUUUAUGUGUAUUGAGUCUUCGUGUAUUAAUUAAUGUUUGCCUGUAACCGUUCAAACAUCUCUUUGCUUUGUUUAGCAGCAGAUCAGAUUAAGUCUGUUCCUUUUGUGCAGUAUAGUAAUUUGCCUAUUGUUAUGUUUAUAUCGUGAAUGUUUUCCUGAAAUAAGAUGUCACUGGAGUUCAA
Sorghum bicolor (sorghum) is the source of this 2224-nucleotide messenger RNA. Its product is annotated as 3-hydroxy-3-methylglutaryl-coenzyme A reductase 1. The record is from RefSeq and is a predicted model, not a curated record. Gene Ontology annotation, biological process: coenzyme A metabolic process; isoprenoid biosynthetic process; sterol biosynthetic process. Lineage: Eukaryota; Viridiplantae; Streptophyta; Magnoliopsida; Poales; Poaceae. Gene Ontology annotation, molecular function: hydroxymethylglutaryl-CoA reductase (NADPH) activity; protein binding. The transcript is spliced from 4 exons. Gene Ontology annotation, cellular component: endoplasmic reticulum membrane; peroxisomal membrane. The coding region runs from base 213 to 1832 and encodes 539 amino acids.